AUGAGCGGUGCAAGGGGCGGGUGGGUGCCGGCCAGCGGCGAUGCCGAGGGCGUGCAGCAGUCAGAUGCGCGGCUGAUGAGCCCACCGGUCGCUUACCGCGCGGCAUACGACUCCAUCGGCGAACUACAAAAUAGCCUUCAGGGUUACGAGCAACAAGUGACCAAGGUUAUUCAGCAGAUCAACGCGCUUGCCGGCGUCGUUGACUCAAUGCAACAACACUAUGACGCCGUGGUAGAAGAGAAAGACUACAUACUUCGAUCCCUGGAUGCGGCAGAGGGGCGCAUGCAGGACGUCCAGCGUAUUGUCCAGCGGUAUGCCGCGGUGACGGAUCCUGUAGUGGCCUCUGACGGCUUCACGUAUGAGCGGGAUGUGAUAACGAAUUACUUCAACGAGUGCCAGGCCCAGAAGAACAUCCCGAUGUCGCAGCAGACCCAUACGGAGCUGACCAUGAUGCUCUUCCCAAAUCGCUCCUUCAAGCGUUUCCUUGAACAGCUGAUGGAGAGCAAACCAGUGGAAAUGCGACCGGACGCCAGCAGCAGCAGCCACACGGACCACGGCAGCAGCGCAACCGCGACUGGCCGAACGGCGGGUAACACUCAAAACAGUCACAAGGGCGAGGUGAGCAAUAAGGGCGGUGGCGCCGGAGCAAGCGGCGAACGCUUGCAUCCAUGCGUGCGUGUUUAUGGCUUUUGCAACUAUAAGGACUCCUGCGCCUACGCGCUGUACCCGUACGACGCUUGCCUCUCACAUUUGAAGGGAAAGUGCCGCUUUCGCUCCCAGUGCCACGAGCCGCACGUCGACUUCCACGGCCCGCGGAACCACGGGCCCGCCAAUGGUGGGUAG
Messenger RNA from Trypanosoma conorhini, 843 nucleotides. Its product is annotated as RNA-binding protein. Gene Ontology annotation, molecular function: ubiquitin-protein transferase activity. NCBI's taxonomy places the organism in Eukaryota, Euglenozoa, Kinetoplastea, Trypanosomatida, Trypanosomatidae. The record is from RefSeq and is a predicted model, not a curated record. Bases 1 to 843 code for a protein of 280 amino acids. The transcript has a single exon. Gene Ontology annotation, biological process: protein ubiquitination.